Messenger RNA from Mugil cephalus (flathead mullet), 1709 nucleotides. Its product is annotated as otolith matrix protein. Lineage: Eukaryota; Metazoa; Chordata; Actinopteri; Mugiliformes; Mugilidae. Gene Ontology annotation, biological process: iron ion transport. The record is from RefSeq and is a predicted model, not a curated record. Gene Ontology annotation, cellular component: plasma membrane; recycling endosome; early endosome. The transcript has 9 exons. Bases 157 to 1284 code for a protein of 375 amino acids.
GCGCCUCGCUCUCCUUCCUUUUACCCCCUCUCUCUCCGUCUCCGUUAUAAGAGAGGGAGGGGGCAGCCGAGUGACUUUUUUCAAUGAAUUCUCCCUGCUUCUCAUCUCUGUUUAGUUAGAGAGUUCGCCCUAAGCAGGUUUACGACCACAGCCGACAUGGAGCGUCCAGAGAGAAGACUGCAUGUAGCUUUCCUCCUUUUUCUGCCUCUUCUGUCAAUCAGCUGCAUCUCCAAUCCAAAAACAACAGUCUCCUGGUGCGUUCUGUCCGACGCUGAGGAGCAGAAGUGUUUGGACUUGGCUGGGAACGCUACGGCCCGGAACGUAAGGGGAACACUGCAAUGUGUCCGAGGCCUGAACACCAGGGACUGUAUUGAUAAAAUCCAGAAUGGGACGGCAGAUGCGGCCUCCAUGUUCGCGGAUGACAUUUACGCUGCUGGUCUCUGUCACGGCUUGGAGCUCGCUGCAGGAGAGUCCCACAACGGAGUGGACGGUACAAGCUACUACGUGGUGGCAAUGGCCCGCCGCUCCUCCUCAGACCUCUCCCUGCUGGAGAUGCACGAACGCAGCUCCUGUCACCCGGGGAUACGCACCACAGUGGGGUGGACCGUCCCCAUUGGCUACCUGGUCAACACGUCCCAAAUCAGCGUGGGAGAGCAGUGCAACUUCCCCAGAGCCGUGGGGAACUUCUUUGGUUACAGCUGCGUGCCGGGCGUGAAGGACCCCCAGCACGAUCCCAGAGGCAACAACCCCAAGAACCUCUGCGAGGCCUGCAUAGGAGACGAGAACGACAGACACAUCUGUGCUAACAACCACAGAGAGAGGCAUUACGGGGAGGCCGGGGCGCUGAGGUGUGUAGCGGAGAACCUCGGCGAUGUGGCUUUUGUCAAACACACAACAAUCUUUGACAACUUGGACGGUAAGAACCAGGAGUCCUGGGCCUUGGAUCUGGAGGUGGAGGACCUGAAGCUGCUGUGUCCAGAUGGAAGUGAGGCGGGUCUGGACGAGUAUGAGCGGUGCCAUCUGGCAGCGGUCCCCACAAACGCCGUGGUGGUGCGCAUGGAGGACAAGUGCCGCGUCUGGAAAUACCUGGAACGUUUACAGAAUGUGUUUGGCAACGCCACCGAGGGCUUCAGCCUGUUCAGCUCAGCGGGCUACGGCCAAUCCGAUCUGCUCUUCAGCGAUGCCACCCACCACCUGCAGAGAGUUCUGGGUAGCUACACCUCUUGGCUGGGCCCCACUUACACCGCCGUGCUGCAAGCCUUCGAGUGUGAGGGCUUCUGCUGAUGGAGGAGAAGGAAGACGUCCAGCGCAUCAACUUCCGCCCGGUCCCCCGUCCAGUUCUGUCUUCCCUCCCUGCCAUCUGUGCCCCCCCCCCAUCUCCCUCCCGCCCCCGUCUCCGUUCUCUUUGCUUUGCUCCCCGUGUUUGUUUCCUCCCUGCUUUUCACCACCAAAUUUCUAUUAUUAUCUCCUCCGAGCCAGUGCGCCUUCUAAAAGUCUGCCUGGCAGGGAAGGGCGAUGCCAUGGAGCGGCUAAUCAGCUAUUAAAAAUACCCCCUAAAAUUGAGAAGUAAAAAGAAAAAAUGGGAAGAAAGGGAAAAUAGAAUAGAAAAUGAUUGCAAGUUAGUGACUAAUGUCGCACAUCUUGUGUAAUUGAGAGAUUAUCUCCUUUUUAAGGGUGGAUUUUGAGCAAUUUAUUCACGUAAAACACUC